This is a messenger RNA of Helianthus annuus (common sunflower), 2187 nucleotides long. RefSeq names its product dihydroxy-acid dehydratase, chloroplastic. The coding region runs from base 86 to 1933 and encodes 615 amino acids. The record is from RefSeq and is a predicted model, not a curated record. Lineage: Eukaryota; Viridiplantae; Streptophyta; Magnoliopsida; Asterales; Asteraceae. Gene Ontology annotation, molecular function: dihydroxy-acid dehydratase activity. Gene Ontology annotation, cellular component: chloroplast stroma. Gene Ontology annotation, biological process: branched-chain amino acid biosynthetic process. The transcript is spliced from 14 exons.
CUUUCUCCACAUUUUCGACUCCAAUCAUAUCUUCCCACCAACCCGCCACCACCGCCGCCGCCACCAUCCUCCCCAAUCCACCACAAUGCAAGCCUCACUACUCUCCACACUCCCUAACCACACCACCAUUCUCCCACCCACAUCUUUCCGAACCCACCACACCCAAACCCAUAAACCCUACUCACUCUCCGUCCGAGCCACCACCGAAACCACCACCACCCCAUCACCACCCCUAACCACCACAACAGACCCAUCUCCAAAACUCAACAAAUACAGCUCCAGAAUCACCGAACCCAAGUCACAGGGCGCAUCUCAAGCUGUUUUAUACGGUGUGGGUCUGUCAGAUGAUGAUUUAAGUAAGCCCCAAAUUGGGAUAUCUUCUGUUUGGUAUGAAGGUAACACUUGUAACAUGCAUUUGUUGAACCUUUCUGAGGCUGUCAAAGAAGGGGUUCAAGAAGCUGGGAUGAUUGGGUUCAGGUUUAAUACCAUUGGUGUUAGUGAUGCCAUUUCUAUGGGGACUAGAGGCAUGUGUUAUAGUCUUCAGUCUAGAGAUUUGAUUGCUGAUAGUAUUGAGACUGUCAUGUCUGCUCAAUGGUAUGAUGGGAAUAUUUCUAUUCCUGGCUGUGAUAAGAAUAUGCCAGGUACGAUUAUGGCAAUGGGGCGCCUGAACCGGCCAAGCAUAAUGAUCUACGGUGGAACCAUUAAGCCCGGUCACUUUGAAGGCCAUACAUUCGACAUAGUAUCGGCUUUCCAGGUUUAUGGAGAAUAUGUAAGUGGUUCCAUAAACGAUGAUCAAAGAAUAAACGUUCUUAAAAAUUCGUGCCCAGGGGCAGGGGCAUGCGGUGGAAUGUAUACUGCAAAUACGAUGGCUUCUGCCAUUGAAGCAAUGGGAAUGUCACUACCAUACAGCUCUUCAACACCUGCUGAAGAUCCAUUAAAGUUGGAUGAAUGUCGUUUAGCUGGAAAAUACCUUCUCGAUUUGAUUAAAAUGGAUUUGAAGCCAAAGGAUAUCAUAACUGAAAAAUCUUUGCGUAACGCGAUGGUUACAGUUAUGGCCCUUGGUGGGUCAACGAAUGCGGUUUUGCACUUGAUUGCAAUAGCAAGGUCGGUUGGUUUGAGCUUGACUCUUGAUGAUUUCCAAAAAGUCAGUGACGAGAUACCGUUUCUUGCGGAUCUUAAGCCUAGUGGGAAAUAUGUCAUGGAAGACGUACAUAAGAUUGGAGGAACACCUGCAGUCCUACGCUACCUUUUAGAGCUCGGGUAUUUAGACGGAGAUUGUAUUACUGUCACCGGGAAGACACUUGCAGAAAAUGCAAAACUAUUUCCUCCUUUGUCUGAAGGGCAGCAAAUAAUAAGACCACCAACAAACCCCAUAAAGGAAACCGGUCACAUUCAGAUAUUAUAUGGAAAUCUUGCACCGAAUGGUUCUGUGGCGAAAAUCACAGGAAAAGAAGGGUUAUAUUUCUCUGGUCCUGCACUCGUGUUUGAGGGGGAGGAGUCCAUGAUUGCAGCUAUCUCCGAGGACCCGUCAAGUUUUAAGGGGAAGGUAGUUGUUAUUAGAGGUGAAGGGCCUAAAGGGGGACCUGGUAUGCCGGAAAUGUUGACACCAACAAGUGCGAUAAUGGGAGCUGGUCUCGGAAAGGAAGUUGCGUUGUUGACUGACGGAAGAUUUUCAGGUGGUUCACAUGGAUACGUUGUUGGACACAUAUGCCCCGAAGCACAGGAAGGUGGUCCGAUUGGACUAAUCGAGAAUGGAGAUAUAAUCACCAUCGACAUCACCAAGAGAAGAAUGGACGUUGAUUUAACUGACAAAGAGCUUGAGGAGCGAAGAAAGACAUGGACCGCCCCUGCAUACAAGGCCAACAGAGGGGUUCUUUACAAGUACAUCAAGAACGUGCAAUCUGCUUCGAAUGGAUGUGUAACUGAUGAGUAGCCAAAGUGAGUCAAGAUUAGACGUAUAGAGAACAGGCAAAAGCUUGAAUGGUGAUGGCACACGACCACAGUUUUGUCACUGCAGAUUCUUAGUGUAUCGAUAUGAGCUUCUGUUUAAUCUUUAUACAAUCUAGUUUUUCUUUUGCUUUUUAUUGGCUUGUACCAAUAUUUACAUUAUGCAAGAUUCUUGGUAGUCGGACGUUAGCACAUGUGAUUAUCCAAGAUUUUCGCCGUAUGAUAUUCUUUUGGUAAUAA